Messenger RNA from Suillus plorans, 2383 nucleotides. RefSeq names its product tRNA synthetases class I (M)-domain-containing protein. Gene Ontology annotation, cellular component: cytosol; aminoacyl-tRNA synthetase multienzyme complex. The transcript has 15 exons. Gene Ontology annotation, molecular function: ATP binding; methionine-tRNA ligase activity. Bases 64 to 2136 code for a protein of 690 amino acids. NCBI's taxonomy places the organism in Eukaryota, Fungi, Basidiomycota, Agaricomycetes, Boletales, Suillaceae. The record is from RefSeq and is a predicted model, not a curated record. Gene Ontology annotation, biological process: methionyl-tRNA aminoacylation.
UGACGCCGGUUCGAGGGAAGUCCGGGGUCCUUGCUUUGACACACACCAGAACGACUCGGAGUCAUGACUCAGAAAAUCAGAGUGACGGACGAUGUCCUACGAUCUAUUCCUGAUCCUGGGCAGGGCGCCGUACUACCAAAGGAUGGGGAAACAAACAUCCUUAUCACGUCCGCUUUGCCUUACUGCAAUAAUGUACCUCAUCUUGGAAAUAUUAUAGGAAGCACCCUGAGCGCAGACGUCUUCAGCCGAUACAACCGGACACGGAAUCGACGUACUCUCUAUAUUUGUGGAACUGAUGAGUACGGAACUGCCACAGAGACUGCGGCUCUUAAGGAGGGUAUAACUCCCAGAGAGUUGUGUGAUAAGUACCACGCCUUACAUAAAGAGACGUAUGAGUGGUUUGAUAUCGGUUUCGAUCUCUUUGGGCGCACGUCAACCGCCAAACAUACCGAGAUAUGUCAAUCAAUUUACCUCAAUCUCGGCCAACACGGAUAUCUAGAAAGGCAGAUCAAAGAUCAAACGUAUUGUGAAGGCUGCAAAAAGUUUUUGGCUGAUCGCUACGUAGAGGGUAUCUGUCCUCAUUGCAACUUUAUCGAUGCUCGUGGCGAUCAAUGUGAUGGAUGCAGUCGCACGCUAGAUGCUAUCGACCUAAUCGAGCCUCGAUGCUUGAUUGAUAAAACUCACAAUGUCGUUGCACAUUCAUCUUCACAUAUGUAUUUCAAACUAGAUGCUGCUCAACCAGCGUUAGAAGACUGGAUCAAGAAGUCAUGGAAGAAAGGGAAAUGGUCACCCAAUGCCACAAUCAAUGCCGAUGGCGAGAUCGUAGAUGCGCGCAUGAAAAGCGGACUUAAACCUACUCCGGUGACGCGAGAUCUUGCCUGGGGCGUUCCUAUUCCACCUCUUGGUCGAGAAGAUGACAAGGAGAUGGGUGGAAAAGUGUUGUAUGUUUGGUUCGACGCAGUCAUUGGCUACGUCAGUAUCACCGGAGAAUAUACCCCAGAAUGGAAACAAUGGUGGCUCAACCCGGAUAAUGUUCGACUGUACCAAUUCAUGGGCAAAGAUAAUGUUUAUUUCCACACUAUAUACUUCCCCGCCAUGUUGCUCGCGGAUGGCAGCAAUUGGACGACACUACACCAUCUCUCAACUACCGAAUACCUUAAUUAUGAGGGUGGAAAGUUCUCCAAGAGCAAAAAUCGUGGUGUGUUUGGGCCUGCUGCUAGGGAAACCGGAAUUCCCGCUUCCGUAUGGCGGUACUAUCUGCUCUCCACUCGUCCGGAAACCGCUGAUGCCAUGUUCUCGUGGGCGGAUUGUAUUGCCGCCAACAAUAAUAUUCUUCUCAAAAACUUUGGCAACUUCGUCAAUCGUGCCCUCAAGUUCCUCUCCGCCCAAUACGACAGCGUCCUUCCAGAAAGUGGCGAUGCUCCCGGCCCAUUGUCCCCCAAUGACCCCCUCGAUGCUGAGUUUAUCACCGAUGUCAACACGUUACUCAAAGAUUAUAUUGAUGCGAUGGAGAGCGUAAAAAUACGACUCGGUCUUCAAACUGUCAUGCUCAUCUCAAGUCGGGGUAAUGGUUACCUGCAAGCCUCGGGCCUGAACAAGACCUUAAUGACAGAGAACCCACAGCGAUGCGCACAAGUCGUGUCGCGCGCCGUCAACCUUAUUUACGUUCUUUCAGCCCUCAUUUAUCCUUUCAUGCCCGCCACUUCGGAUGCGCUCCUGCUGCAGCUGAACGCGCCUGCGCGUGUAGUUCCUGAGGUGCUCUCCACGGAUAUCCUUGCGGGCCACCAGAUCGGCCAGCCUGAUCACCUGUUCAAGAACAUCGACGAGAAAAUGGAACAGGUGUGGAAGGUGCGCUUUGGCGGCGACGAGUCGGCUAAGAAGGAGGAGGAGGCACCUACGUCCAAACGCAAAGCAAAGAAAGCGGGCGCUGUUAACGCUGCGCCGAAUGGUGUGGUGGUCAGUGGGCCGAAAUCGCCUGAAGUUAUUGCUUUGGAAGCAAAAAUUUUGGAGCAUGGACAAGUUGUUCGUGGGCUGAAGGAGAAUAAGGAGCCAAAGGAUGUUGUAGAUGCUGCGGUAACGGAACUGAAAAGGCUUAAGGGUGAACUUGUCUUGCUGCAGAAGUCGGCUGCGCAGUAAAGAAGCGUUAAUUGAAGUUGUAUUAUUGUUCCAAUCUCUUUCCCCGCCCCCGCCCCUUGUGUCUGCAAGCGUAAUGAAGCGAAAUAUUGUGAACGCUGAAUGUUGGAGGUGAGCCAAUAGGGAGUUGAUGGUGCAGCAACUGCAGCCUGAUCUCAAGUUUAUAUCAAGCCCUGUUACAAAUCCCAGAGUGCUCGUUCUAGUGUACGGUUGGAGGUCGUAGUAGCAGUAGUCCUCGUAGACACACAGU